Alternaria burnsii is the source of this 324-nucleotide messenger RNA. RefSeq lists its product as uncharacterized. NCBI's taxonomy places the organism in Eukaryota, Fungi, Ascomycota, Dothideomycetes, Pleosporales, Pleosporaceae. The transcript has 2 exons. The record is from RefSeq and is a predicted model, not a curated record. The coding region runs from base 1 to 324 and encodes 107 amino acids.
AUGGAAGUGUUCCUCGUACCAGUGCGGGCAAGAUGGCAGCUGAAGAUGGAGUUGCGACAAAAGACUGCUGUCUUAGUCGUCUUUGAAUGGGUACUAUGUGGGUCUCUCGACUGGCUAGAACGCCGAGCAUGUGCUAGAUCGAUUCAGUGCGAUGGCGGUUGGUUGCUCUGGAUUGUAUUAUCGAGUCAUGCUUAUGGAACAAUGGGACUAUACCUGGCUGGUGAGCCAAACGAUACUGGUUUGAGGUACCCUAGUAUGGCGGCCUGGGCAGGACCGACGACGCGCCGCGCGUGCCAAGAUGGGUUCGAAGUUGUCCUCGCUUGA